GUCCCCUCACUCUCACACACCUUGGCUCCUGCCCCUUAAAGCGAGCUCCGCACGCGCGCUUCGCCGCGCCGCGUGGCUUCCGUCGUCACACUCGACCCCUUGGCGCCAAGCCGCGCUGGAGCUUGCCGCGCGUGCGCGUGGCGUCGGCCACGUGCUUGCUGGUGCGCUACUCUAGGCGUGGCGCUACCUAUGACCUGAUCGCUGGAAAAGGGGAAGUUUAAAACGAGAAUGCGGGGAAAUCGAUGAUGAUGCGAUUAUAUGGUGAUCUGCCUGCUGGUGGCUGGGGGUUGGUUGGUUGUGGAUGUGCGCUGCGGCGCGGGAGGUGCGCUUGUACGGAUGCGGAUGCUUCGCUCUGCGUGUGGGACCAUGCGGGAAGAGAGGCCUGUUUGGAAGCACGCUGUUGCCAGUGGUCGAGAAUGUUUGGCUGUGGACGGAAUUGGGGCCUCAUACCGGAGGAGCCCUCAUGUACGGGAGCGAGAUGGAGCAUGGAGCACGGAACACGUCGACUUUAUUCUUCGACGGCAUCCCCAUCAGCAUUCUUCAACUCCCAACAAUACCAUAGAAUAUUGCUGUUGAAACAACAGCGAAAAAUCAAUUACUAGAAGCAAAAUCAGAUAAUCUAUAAUCAGUCAAUCAAGCAAGC
Messenger RNA from Aplosporella prunicola CBS 121167, 643 nucleotides. RefSeq lists its product as uncharacterized. Lineage: Eukaryota; Fungi; Ascomycota; Dothideomycetes; Botryosphaeriales; Aplosporellaceae. The transcript has a single exon. The coding region runs from base 243 to 602 and encodes 119 amino acids. The record is from RefSeq and is a predicted model, not a curated record.